Arvicanthis niloticus (Nile rat) is the source of this 5793-nucleotide messenger RNA. RefSeq names its product karyopherin subunit alpha 6 (gene Kpna6). Gene Ontology annotation, cellular component: cytoplasm. Gene Ontology annotation, biological process: protein import into nucleus. NCBI's taxonomy places the organism in Eukaryota, Metazoa, Chordata, Mammalia, Rodentia, Muridae. The record is from RefSeq and is a predicted model, not a curated record. Gene Ontology annotation, molecular function: nuclear import signal receptor activity; protein binding.
GUCCCCGUCAGGCCGCCGUCCGGUGGGUCCGCCAUAUUGUCUGCCGAAGCUGCCGCUGAAGCUACCGCUGCGGCCGCCGCCAAGUCUGAGCGAGCGGAGCCGCGAUGGAGACCAUGGCAAGCCCAGGGAAAGACAAUUAUCGAAUGAAGAGCUAUAAGAACAAUGCCUUAAACCCUGAGGAAAUGAGAAGAAGGAGGGAGGAAGAGGGCAUUCAGCUUCGGAAACAGAAGCGGGAACAACAACUUUUUAAACGGAGAAAUGUAGAGCUGAUUAAUGAAGACCCUGCCAUGUUUGAUAGUCUGCUGAUGGAUUCCUACGUGAGCUCUACAACUGGGGAGAGUGUGAUCACAAGGGAGAUGGUGGAGAUGCUGUUCUCUGACGACUCUGACCUGCAGUUAGCAACCACACAGAAGUUCCGGAAGCUCCUUUCCAAAGAGCCGAGUCCUCCAAUAGAUGAAGUUAUUAACACUCCAGGAGUAGUUGAUCGGUUUGUGGAGUUUCUGAAGAGGAAUGAGAAUUGUACAUUACAGUUUGAAGCUGCCUGGGCUCUAACAAACAUUGCCUCUGGAACCUCUCAGCAGACCAAAAUUGUCAUUGAAGCAGGAGCUGUCCCCAUUUUUAUAGAGCUGCUUAACUCAGACUUUGAAGAUGUACAAGAACAGGCAGUCUGGGCGCUUGGAAACAUAGCUGGAGACAGUUCGGUUUGCAGAGAUUACGUCUUAAAUUGUUCCAUCCUCAACCCUUUGUUAACACUCCUUACUAAGUCCACACGACUGACGAUGACACGGAAUGCAGUUUGGGCCCUGUCAAACCUCUGCCGAGGGAAGAACCCUCCUCCAGAGUUUGCAAAGGUCUCUCCUUGUUUGCCUGUACUGUCCCGCCUACUCUUCAGCAGCGACUCAGACUUGCUGGCAGAUGCUUGCUGGGCUCUCUCUUACCUGUCCGAUGGCCCCAAUGAGAAGAUUCAGGCUGUCAUAGACUCUGGAGUCUGCCGGAGACUGGUAGAGCUUCUGAUGCACAACGAUUACAAAGUGGCGUCUCCUGCUUUGAGAGCUGUGGGUAAUAUUGUCACUGGGGAUGACAUCCAGACCCAGGUCAUUCUUAACUGUUCAGCCCUCCCUUGCCUCCUCCACCUGCUGAGCAGCUCUAAGGAGUCAAUCCGGAAGGAAGCUUGCUGGACCAUUUCAAACAUCACUGCUGGCAACAGGGCUCAAAUACAGGCUGUCAUAGAUGCAAAUAUCUUCCCUGUAUUGAUUGAAAUCCUUCAGAAAGCGGAGUUCCGUACAAGGAAAGAAGCAGCCUGGGCUAUCACGAAUGCCACAUCAGGAGGAACCCCUGAGCAGAUCAGGUACCUGGUGUCACUGGGCUGCAUUAAACCCCUGUGUGACUUGCUGACUGUAAUGGAUUCAAAAAUUGUGCAAGUGGCCCUCAAUGGACUAGAGAACAUUCUGCGGCUUGGAGAGCAAGAGGGCAAGCGUAGUGGCUCAGGGGUCAAUCCCUACUGUGGCCUCAUCGAGGAAGCCUAUGGCUUGGAUAAAAUCGAGUUUCUCCAGAGCCAUGAGAACCAGGAGAUCUACCAGAAGGCCUUCGACCUCAUCGAGCACUACUUUGGUGUGGAGGAUGACGACAGCAGCCUGGCUCCUCAGGUGGACGAGACGCAACAGCAGUUCAUCUUCCAGCAGCCUGAGGCCCCCAUGGAGGGCUUCCAGCUAUAAUGUCUGCCUCCGGGGAGGGGAGGGCAUGGGAAGCACCAGCAGCCAGCAGAGGAGCAGCCUUCUGGUGGGCAGGAGAACAGCCACCCCACCCACACCUGCUGCCCUGGAGACUGUGCUCUUGACCUGCUCACCCCCUUCCCUGGAGGGAGCGCCCUCUGGACAGACAGAACCAUCUGAGGCUCACAUUGGGUUUUGAGACAAGAAGGGGACGUGUGGGUUUCUCUUGCUUACACUUUAUUUGGCUGCACACAUGUCUUUAACCCAGGAGCCCAGGGGUAGACAAAGGAGGACUGAGGUAAUCAAUUUGCACCUUUAAAAUUUUUUUCUUUUAUUUUCUUUAGUGGUGACUUCCUUCCCAAUUACCUUUCUUCAUCCAUCCCAGUCCUCUGCCCUGACAUGUGUAACUCUUGGGUACUUGAGCAGAUGGAAUAUUCCAGAGGUGGGAGGUGGGAGGGGAGGGGAGAGGUCCGAAACAAAGUGUUCUUGCUCUGACCGAAUAUUAAUCUUGUAUGCUUGGAUUAUUUAAUUUUUUCUUUUGCACAUUUUUCUUGUAUUAAGGUUGUUCUUCCCAAAAAGCUGGAUUAGGAACCCAGCUGCCAGCAUUGUCUGGAAAUAGAGGCUAAUGGGAAGGCCCCCAUGAGACAAAGGUCCCUCCCUCCCUCUGAACCUACACCUAAGACCUCUUUAGUUUGGGAGGAUCCCCCCUCACUCUCCUGGAGCAAGUAUACCAGUGGAGUGGAAGGGAGGGCACAGGCCUUUAGACAGGGCUUCUCCUGUGUAGCUACUGACCCUGUUUCCUACCCACUUCCUAAAUGGUGCGACCUAACUUCAUUUGUUUACUUGAAAAUUCACCUCAGAGUUGAAUGAACCUCUGAGGUGGCUGUGUUUUCUCCUGAGCUUGAGAUGGGGGGCUGUGGUCCUUCCUUCUCCUGAGGAGAAAGUCCUUGCUCUGAUGACCCCUAAGUUGCAGAGGAGGUUGGAGUUAGUGUCGUGUAUUGGGAUAGUCAUGAAUCCCUGCCUUUGGCCUUUCUUCUUCCUUCUGCCAUAGCUGGAUCAUGUAUAUUUCACUUCCACAGGAGAGAAUGUCAGAAAGUUCUGGGUUUUUUUUUUUUUGUUGUUGUUGUUGUUUUGUUUUGUUUUGUUUGUUUUUAAGUAGUCUGUAUUUUAAGUAGGUCAGUCUUAAUUGAUCUUAGAAGGACAAACUGGAUGUGAGUGGGAUACUGUGAGGAAGACUAGAAAGAUGUAGAACUUUCUGCUCAGAGGACUGAACUCGGUCCUUUCUUUUCUCUGUUUGUAUUCUGGGCCACCACUUGGGACCAACUCUCACUUCUGGAACCUUUAUGAAGUAAAUCAGCUGGGUUCCCAACCUGAAGGGAGCAAGGAGGGCCUCAAGGCCCCAUGAAGUCUGCUGCUCUGUUUCUUGCUUCCAAGCAGAAAGCAUCCUGCCUUCUCUAACUCAGUGUCAGCCACUGUUACCCACAAUAAGUCAUGACACAGCUGCCUCUCCUGUUACCAUCUCCCUUCUGAGGAUCCUUGUACCUGGCUUGCAUUUCCCCUUUCUUAAGAGUUAUACAGGUCCCUCUCUUUCCCCCUCCUUCCCUCCAUCCCCUCCCUGAGUAAAACCAAUUCAGUGCCUCAGAGGCUGGCCUAUGUUUUAAGGGACUACACAGUGCACUAAAACAGAGCUCUGAGAGCUGGGAGUAGGUGCAUUGUCAGCUAGAUAGGCUAUCUGUGGAGGUGGCUGCACAGUAUCCCAUUGUGGUGACCCAUACACCCUUACCUGCACUUUUCUUUCCCUAGAACAGCACUGUUGUGAAUCCUGUUCCCACAGGUCUCCCUGUGCCCUGCACUUGCAGAUCUAAAGUUCAGGUUCUUGCUGCUGGCCUCUGCCUUUCCAUCUUCCGUCUCUCCUUUAGUUUUCAGUUCCUGCUCCAGAUUCCUCUAAGAAAAGUAGUUCGGGGCUGGCAGUUGAUACUGAAAAGUUCAACCAACAUUGGACCACGUUGGCGAGUGCCUUCUGGGAAGGCAAGGGGCUGGGCCUUUUUUUUUUUUUACCUGGCUGAAACUGUUCCUAGUUCAAAGAAAAGUCCUCUGAGGCCAUCAUCACCCUUAUCUGAAGAGUAGAACAAGUGACAGGACCCUGGCCCUAGAGCCAGGUUCUCAGCGUGAAACGAAAAUGUCAUCCUUUCCUCUGCCCUUUCUCCAAUAUGCCUGGCUUCAGAGCAGAUCCUGUACCACAUGGAAGAGGUUGGUUAUCUGGCUGCUCUAGGUGUUCCACACAGAUCAUCUUGAGUGACUGACAGUCUGCUUCUGGCAGACUGGCUUCAGUUUCCAGCUCUUCCCAGUGACUACAGCCUGGAUGUUAGGUUGCAGCCUUUCAGUGUAACCGUUUGAGUUCCAGCCUGCUUGGCACCAUUGUUACUUGGGUCUGUGCACACAAGUGCUUCCGAGGAGCAGAUAUUGAUAACCUGGUUUUGGAGUCCUUUGGUGUUCCCCUUUACCUGGGACCUUAUAUCGACUGCUUCUCCUUCCUUCUGCACCUGGGAGCCUGGGUUCUGAAGCUAACCAUGGGUUAGAGCUGCAGUUGGAUUUAGCUGAGGGAGAGGAAAAGAAGGUGCUUACGCAUGGAGUUUCUUGAAACCAAGCCGGUACGAAGACACACUUUCACAUGGAGGAAGUGUGUUAAUACUUUUGUCUGCCUGUGAAGCUGGCAGCUCACUCUCGGAGCUCCACAUGUCCUGAAGGCCUCUGCUCUUUCUGUUCAAACCUCAGCUCUUCUCUUCCAGGCUCACUCAUUUUGGUAUCCAUCCUCUUGGGUAUUCUUCAGGCUUAGAUUCUAGCUUCUCAAAGCCAAAAAAAAAAAAAAAAAAAACAAAAAAAAAAAAAAAAAAAACCCACUUCUCCAGGUCCUCGCAGACCCAGGAAGGAGAAAGGAUGGUGGCAAGCUUCCCUAGCAGGCUGGGGAAGUGUGCAAGGUUAGGUGCACUGCACCAUAGAAUCUGAGCAGCAGCGGCCUCAAGCGGCACUUCCUGAGAGGUGGUAAGAGACAGGCUUCCUGGCACAUUCUAGACUAACCUCAUCCAGUAUUUUCUGUUUUGUUUUGUUUUACCUUUUGUAUUUUGUUAAGCCAACCAACUGAGAAUUUGCCCCUCUAAGGAUCCAUGUGGUGGAUACUAGCUGCUCUUUGGCCAAAGGCCUUCAGCUGAUUCCCUCUCCCAGUCUGUCCUCUAGUCCCAUCACAAAAUAAGACAUGCAUGGCAAGGGAAGAAUCUAAGGUCAACUCCAACCAAAUCUGAAUGAAAACCUAUUUUCCUUUUGAGAGCAUCUUGUCUGAAGCCUGAACUAUGUGGAGGACCAAAGCUGGCUGUGAGAAGAACAGCCAGAAACCUGGGACCCCAAUUACCAGAGGGGAAAUGCUCUUGUGGCGUGUCUUCAAAGGCUAGAGCUUACCUACCUACUUCUAGGCCAGCCUGACUUCUGAUGCUCACACUAGCACCUGCCAAUGUUGCCCACCAGCCCUGCACCCCUGUGACUCUGAUUUGAAGGUUUCGGUUUAGAGAAAGAAACAAUGUUGCAUGUGCAGGGAGCCGGGAAGGAAGGCUGAGAGCCUGGAAACUGUCGGGUUCAAACCACGAACCCUUAAAAGCUACGCGUGGGUAUUGGCUUUGUUAGCCAGCUUUUUUGGGAAAUGCCUUUUUUGACCUAUUAUAUAAAUGAAGUGGGUAUGAGGUCUCAGCUACCCAGUAGAUGGAACAUCACCCAAGGACAGCUUGGGUUUCCAGGUAAGAACCCUAGAAAGGUGAAUUUAAUCCUCACAGGUUUUGUUUUCCAAAUUCAUUUGCUUUUAUUUUUCUAAGAACUGUAAACUCUAUUUUUUCAUGUUCUCAGGGCCCCUGGGUAGACAAACAAAGCUUGAUUUCAGAGCAGAAAUAGGCCAAGAAACCAUGGCAUUGAGUGUGCUGAGUCCAGACAAAUGAUAUUUAUAUACACCUCCAAAUUUGAAGAAAAAAUGUAUUUCUUUAGGUUUCAAACACUGUAAUAGAUACAAAGCAAAAAUAAAAAAACCUGUUGCAAAGUU